Ornithorhynchus anatinus (platypus) is the source of this 5934-nucleotide messenger RNA. It is a transcript of the gene SCRIB, whose product is annotated as scribble planar cell polarity protein. Gene Ontology annotation, molecular function: protein binding. The record is from RefSeq and is a predicted model, not a curated record. Gene Ontology annotation, biological process: neurotransmitter receptor transport, endosome to postsynaptic membrane; neurotransmitter receptor transport postsynaptic membrane to endosome. NCBI's taxonomy places the organism in Eukaryota, Metazoa, Chordata, Mammalia, Monotremata, Ornithorhynchidae. Gene Ontology annotation, cellular component: postsynaptic density; adherens junction; postsynaptic membrane.
CGGCGCCAUGCUCCGCUGCAUGCCCCUGUGGGCGGCUGCAACCGGCAGGUGGAGGCGGUGGCACCGGCGGCACAGCUCGCUGCAGGCCGUGCCCGAGGGAGGUCUAGCCGCUACAGCCGCAGCCUGGCAGGAGCUGCUGCUCGACGCCAACCAGCUCCGGGAGCUGCCCAAGCCCUUUUUCCCUCUGAACCUGCGCAAGCUGGGUCUGAGUGACAAUGAGAUCCAGCGGCUUCCGCCCGAGGUGGCCAACUUCAUGCAGCUGGUGGAGCUGGACAUUUCCCGCAACGACAUCCCAGAAAUCCCAGAGGGCAUCAAAGUUCUGCAAGUCCUGGAGAUCGCAGACUUCAGCGGGAACCCUCUGUCCCGCUCGCCCGACGGCUUCACCCAACUGCGCAGCCUGGCCCAUCUGGCACUGAAUGAUGUGUCAUUACAGACCCUGCCGGGGGAUGUGGGCAAUUUGGCCAACCUGGUGACUCUGGAGCUGAGGGAGAACUUGCUCAAGACCUGCCCACGUGACUCCCUCUCCUUCCUCGUCAAGCUGGAGCAGCUCGAUCUGGGGGGCUUAAAAGACCUUGGAAGUGCCCUGCCGGACACCUUGGUGCACUGCCCACUGCGGGAGCUGUGGCUCGACAGGAACCAGCUGUCCACUCUGCCCCCGGAGCUGGGGAACCUGCGGCGGCUGGUCUGCUUGGACGUGUCCGAGAACAAGCUGGAGCGCCUACCGGCGGAGGUCAGCGGCCUGGCCGUGCUCACGGACCUGCUGCUCUCCCAGAACCUGCUGGAGCGCAUCCCCGACGGCAUCGGGCAGCUGAAGCAGCUGUCCAUCUUGAAGGUGGACCAGAAUCGCCUGGCGGAGGUGACCGAGGCCAUCGGGGACUGUGAGAACCUGUCGGAGCUGAUCCUCACCGAGAACCUACUCACGGUACGCCCCCGCUCCCUGGGGAAGCUGCACAAACUGACCAACCUGAACGUGGACCGGAACCGGCUGGUGGCGCUGCCUGCCGAGGUGGGCGGCUGUGCCAGCCUGAACGUCCUGUCCCUGCGCGACAACCGGCUGACCGCCCUGCCCUCCGAGCUGGCCCAAGCGCCGGAGCUGCACGUGCUGGAUGUGGCGGGAAACCGCUCAACCCCGUGCUCCGCAGCCCUGCAGAACCUGCCCCUGGCAUGACGACGCUGAACCUGAACAGCCCUGUGGCUGGCGGAGAACCAGUCGCCGAUGCUCAAGUUCCAGACGGAAGAGGGAGCCACGGGCCAGAAAGUGCUCACCUGCUACCUGCUGCCCCAGCAGCCCCUCGGCCAGCCUCGGCGUGAUGACAGCUGGACAGACGCCAACCUCAAUCGGGUCAGCGUAAUCCAGUUCUUGAGGAACCUCAACGCGGCCGAGGACGAGGAGGGGGCCGAACGGGCUUGCAAACGCAGAUGCCACCCCUCACCCAGUGAACUGAAGGUCAUUAAGAAAGUGAUCGAGGUGCGGCGCCACGAGGCCUUCCCGCGCCCUCGUCCCCCGCGGACCCGCCGGACUCUCCCGCCGCACAGGGCAAGAGACUCAGUGCCGGCUCCCAGCCGAGCCAGGAUUCCCCAGGGCUCUAGCACCAGCAACCGUCUCUGCGGGUGGCCCCGGGGAGCCCGAGGAGCAGAGGACGCAGGAAGCGGGGCCUCAACGGGAGCCCCACGCCAGCCGACAGCGCACAGCGAGGAGGCGAGCCCCGGCGCCCAGCGCGGAGCUGGACGAGGGUGCUGGCCGCCGGAGGAAGAGGAGGAGCAGGAGAUGGAAUACGACGAGCCCACAGUGCACUUUGCCGAGGACACACUGCUGCCCAGCGCCGAACCGGCGGGCGUGGCCGGAGAGCGGGAGCCGCACGAGCAAGAGGGAGGAGGGGGCGGAGCGCUGCUGGAGGCCGGCCAACGCCAGAGGCUCUUCCGCAAGGACACCCCGCACUACAAGAAGCAUUUCCGGAUCACCAAGCUGCCCAGGCCCGAGGCUGUGGCGCCCUGCUGCAGGGGCUGCGCCCCGACGGGACCCCCCAGGAGGGGGCCUUUCCCGUCGCCGGCGGGGGCCUGUGUAGCAACGGCCCCGCCCCCAGGACCAGCCGCCGGCCCCUGGGGCCUGCAGGGGGCCGAGGAGGAGGAGGAGCAAGAAGAGGAGGACCGGGAUGAGGAGGACCGGGAGGAAGAGGAGGAGGAGAUGGAAGAAGAUGACGACGAAGACGAGGGGGAACGGGGCUCAGGCUGCCCAGCCACCACCAAGGGGGUGUCGUUUGAUCAAGCCAAUAACCUGCUGAUUGAACCUGCUCGAAUUGAGGAGGAAGAGCUCACACUAACCAUCCUGAGGCAGACAGGGGGUCUGGGCAUCAGCAUCGCAGGGGGGAAGGGGUCCACGCCCUACAAGGGAGAUGAUGAGGGCAUAUUCAUCUCUCGAGUGUCCGAGGAAGGUCCCGCGGCCCGCGCUGGGGUCCGUGUGGGAGACAAGCUACUGGAGGUCAAUGGCGUAGCCCUGCGGGGCGCAGAGCACCAGCAGGCCGUGGAGGCACUGCGUGGGUCCGGCCCCGCGGUGGCCAUGACUGUCCUGCGGGAGCGGAUGGUGGAGCCGGAGAACGCCAUCACCGUCACCCCGCUGCGACCCGAGGACGACUACAGCCCCCGAGGGGCCCGAGGCGGGCUACGCUUCCCCCUGCCUGCCUCGCCCGGCCCCGGCCGCCAGCGCUACACCGCCUGCCUCGUGCGCGACGAGAAGGGCUUGGGGUUCAGCAUCGCCGGAGGAAAAGGCUCCACGCCCUACCGGGCCGGCGAUGGGGGCAUCUUCAUCUCCAGAAUCGCAGAGGGCGGUGCUGCCCAUCGGGCAGGGACGCUGCAGGUCGGGGACCGGGUCAUCUCGAUCAGCGGCGUGGAUAUGACAGAGGCCAGACACGAUCAGGCAGUGUCCCUGCUGACCUCCUCGACGGCCACCGUGGCCCUGCUGCUGGAGCGGGAAGCUGAUGGGGAGCCAGGGGCCCCCAUCCGCCCCCGCUCCCCCUCCCCCUCCCGCUGGCUCCCCUCUGGUUGGGGAGGCGGGGGCACUGGGAGCUAUGCUUGCCGCGGGGGCCUGGCGCUGCGCAGCGGCCUGAGGGUUGGCGACCAUCUGGCAGCCAACGGCACAGACCUGUGCCACGCCACGCACCAGGAGGCCGUCAGCGCCCUGCUCGCCCCCACCCCUGAGCUGCGCCUGCUGGUCCGCCGGGAUCCCCCGCCGCCGGCAUGCAGAGGGCUCUCCAUCGAGAAGGCCCCGGGCGAGAAGCUGGGCAUCAAUCGCGGAGGUGCCAAGGGCCAUGCGGGAAACCCCCUCGACCCCACUGACGAAGGCAUCUUCAUCUCCAAGGUCAGCACGACGGGUGCGCGGGGCCGGGACGGGCGCCUGCGGUGGGGGCUGCGCCUGCUGGAGGUGAACGGCCAGAGCCUGCUGGGACUGACACACCCGGAGGCCGUGCAGCUGCUCCGAGCCGUGGGAGACAGCGCUCUCACCGUACUCGUGUGUGACGGCUUUGACCCGCGCACCGCCGCUGUCGAGGUCAGCCCCGGCGUCAUCGCUAACCAUGUGCUGUCGGGCUCGGGGAGGGACAGCCUGGAGAGCGUCUCAUCCAUCGACCGGGACCUCAGCCCCGAGGGAGUUGACACGCUGCAAAAUGUCCGGCCCCAGCCUGUGCCCUCCCUAAAACCAUCCAUCGCAGGCCGAGCGGAGUUGGAUUUGAAGAAAGAGACGACCCAGUGGGAGAGGGAAGACAGGAACCAAGUGCCCCCGCCCUCGGAGCCCCUGAAGCUGGAUUACCGCACUCUGGCGGCCCUGCCAAGCACCAGCAUCCAGCGGGUCAGCCCCCGGGGAGGGAUGGAUAGGUCAUGGGAGGUGCUAGGGGACCGUGACUCCAGUGUGGACCAGGCAACAGCCCCUAGCCCUGGCCCCGAGACCCCCUCCAGCCAUGAGGCCGAAUCAGCCCGUCCGGCCCCUGGACCACCGAAGACCCCGACCCCCGCCACGGAGGCGGAAGUGGAGGAGCGGCUGGUGGUGUCUGAGCCGAUCCCGUUCGACGAAAACCCCUUCGUGCUGGCCAACCGGCGGGGGGUGGGGUGGGGCCCUGGGCGAGGCGGAGCGCGGUUGGGGGGGCCUCCGCUCGGCUACGGCCAGGGAGGGGUCCUGAAGACCCAGCUGGGUGUUCCUCAGGCAAGCCCACCCCCCCACCCCAGCCCAGGCCACAUGGAAUCUGCAUGCAGUCACCCCACGGGGGCCUGGUGGGAGAAGGGCUGGUGGCACCCCGACCCUGGGUGGAGUUGCCGUGACCUUCCGAGUGAUAUGACCUCUAACCUUCUGAGUGACUUUGCCGUGCCGUGCUGCUCCAGGGGGAGGCUUGCCCGGAGCUCGGCUCUCUCCCAGGGGCCAACAGGAGGCCUCGAGUGGCUACUGUGUUCUCUGAUGUGUUCCUGUCUGCCACUAUCCCUGUCCCUGUCUGUCUGUCCCCUGUGCCCACAGCCGGCUGCAUCUCCCCGGCCCAGCCACCUGGCGGGUAGAGAGACUCGCUUUGCCUCCAUCGGUUUCUUGCCCUGCCAGGAGCUUCCCAAAUCUGGAGGCCCCCCAGUUUUCUCCAACUCCUCGCUGCCCUCCCACGAGGUCCCAGGCAGCAUCAAGCAGGUGGAUAAAGAAUCGGCUGCUGGGCCGGUGCCCCCUCCGCUGAGCAAUCCAGAGGCGGGGUCUGCGGCUGCGCCCCCCGGCCCUGAGCGACUGUCGUUCCGUGAGCGGCAGAAAUACUUUGAGAUGGAGGGGAAGGCGCCAGCCACUGGAGGCCCCCCAAAGCGGGUGAACCUGGUAGGAGAGGAUGACCUGAGGAAGAUGAAGGAAGAAGAAGCCCGGAAGCUCCAACAGAAACGGGAGCAACUGCUGGAGGAGGAAGAGGAAGAGGAGGAAGAGGAGGCGGCCGAGAGGACCGAUGGGCCCAGCCUGGGUAGCACAGCAAUCGAGGGAAUGGAGUUCCAGUUGGAGCCACUGGAUGACCGGGAGCCCUCCGCCCAGGGCUCUGGGCUGAGCCCCGUGUCUCCAGCGGGCGCCCCAGUGAGGACGGCCAAGGCUGAGCGGCGGGCGCAGGAGCGUCUGCGGGUGCAGAGUCCGGAGCUGGUAGGGGCUGGGGCUGGGAACAAGGAGCUGUCUCCAGCCGAGCGCCGCGCUCUGGAAGCUGAGAAACGGGCGCUGUGGAGAGCGGCAAGAAUGAAAUCUCUGGAGCAGGACGCCCUCAAGGCCCAGAUGGUCAUCGCCAAAUCCAAGGAAGGGAGGAAGCGAAGUCCCCUGGGCCAGCUGGCCGAGGCACCGUCUCCUGCCCCCACCCCUUCUCCAACACCUCUGGAAGAUUUCAGCCCCAGGACAGUGACCUCGCCCGGCCGGCUGUCCCUGUCUGAGAAGAAGUUUGACUACAGAGCGUUUGCGGCUCUUCCCUCCUCCAAGCCCGUGUAUGGGAUCCAGUCCCCAGACCUAGCUGAGCAGCUGCCUUUCCUGGACGACCCCGCCGGCUCUAGCCGUCAGGAAGACGGGGAGGUGGAGCAGGUGUUGGGGGUGCAGGAGGCCACCCUCCCCAGACGGCCGACCCUGGAGGAGUCGGGCAUGUACAGCCACCAGCACACACUGGACACCGCUGUCCCCACAUAGGGCCACACAGCCCGGGACGCCACCACAACCCCCAGCCGGCCACCGCCCGCUCCGGGGCCACCCCACGGACCACGAGCAGCUGUGGCCCGCUCCCCUGGGCCCCGGCCUGGCUGGGCCGUGCCAGCCCCAGCCCCAGUCCCUCUCUGGAGCUCUGGCCGGUGGGGAGCUGAGGGAGAGGGCAGGGGGCCAGACCCGGCCCUCGCGUCGGUGCUGAGUGACUGGGUUCCCGGCCCCCCGAGGCCUGGGACGGGGAGGGGAGGGGCGAGCAGGUG